GCUGAUGGAGUGUGACGUUUAAAUUUACGUAAUUACGAAAAAUACGGAGACCUUGUAAAUUUUGAUAUGAGCCAUGUUACGCAGCCAGCUUCUCAAGUGAAAUGUAAAAUGUAUUGAAAGAAAUAAUUCGUGAUUAUCCGACACGUUAUAAUAAAUUCGUUAGAUUCAAGUAAGCUUCACAAUGGCGGACGCUAGAGGUGGUUUCAGAGGUGGAUUUGGAGCACGCGGAGGAAGUGCUCGAGGUGCUUCCAGAGGCAGAGGCCGUGGCCGUGGUCGCGGUAGAGGCCGUGGUAAGGAAACGGAAAAAGAGUGGACGCCAGUAACAAAAUUAGGGCGCUUAGUACGCGACGGCAAAAUAAAUUCGUUAGAAGAAAUCUAUUUGUUCUCUCUGCCCAUCAAAGAAUUCGAAAUUAUUGACUUCUUCAUCGGUUCACAUUUGAAAGACGAAGUAUUGAAAAUCAUGCCCGUACAGAAACAGACCCGUGCCGGUCAAAGAACUCGUUUCAAGGCUUUUGUCGCUAUCGGUGAUUCCAACGGUCAUAUCGGUCUCGGUGUGAAAUGCUCGAAAGAAGUAGCUACAGCUAUCCGUGGAGCUAUCAUUUUGGCCAAAUUAUCCGUAGUACCGGUUCGUCGUGGAUAUUGGGGUAAUAAAAUCGGUAAACCGCACACAGUACCAUGCAAGGUUACUGGUAAAUGUGGAUCGGUUCAAGUCAGACUCAUCCCAGCCCCUAGAGGUACCGGAAUCGUUAGUGCUCCAGUACCGAAGAAAUUAUUACAAAUGGCCGGAAUCGAAGAUUGUUACACUUCAGCCCGCGGUUCUACCGGAACGCUUGGAAAUUUUGCUAAAGCAACUUACGCUGCGAUAGGAAAAACGUACGCAUAUUUGACACCCGAUUUAUGGAAGGAAAUGCCGUUAACCAAAACUCCGUUCUCGAUGUACGGUGAUUAUUUGGCUAAAAAUCAUCGUCCCAUUGUCAGCGCUGGAGACUCGUAAAGACGUUACGCCCGAUAACGAUGAAUAUUGUCAACCAUGAAUUAUUUCAAAAUUUUUGUAUUAGAUCCAACCAUUAAAAUGAUGUGAAGCUGAA
This is a messenger RNA of Planococcus citri (citrus mealybug), 1088 nucleotides long. It is a transcript of the gene RpS2, whose product is annotated as ribosomal protein S2. Bases 182 to 994 code for a protein of 270 amino acids. Gene Ontology annotation, molecular function: RNA binding; structural constituent of ribosome. Gene Ontology annotation, biological process: translation. The transcript has 6 exons. NCBI's taxonomy places the organism in Eukaryota, Metazoa, Arthropoda, Insecta, Hemiptera, Pseudococcidae. Gene Ontology annotation, cellular component: cytosolic small ribosomal subunit; ribosome. The record is from RefSeq and is a predicted model, not a curated record.